Lindgomyces ingoldianus is the source of this 2135-nucleotide messenger RNA. RefSeq lists its product as uncharacterized. The record is from RefSeq and is a predicted model, not a curated record. Gene Ontology annotation, biological process: protein import into nucleus. Gene Ontology annotation, cellular component: nuclear pore; cytoplasm. Gene Ontology annotation, molecular function: GTPase activator activity. The transcript is spliced from 5 exons. Bases 180 to 1976 code for a protein of 598 amino acids. NCBI's taxonomy places the organism in Eukaryota, Fungi, Ascomycota, Dothideomycetes, Pleosporales, Lindgomycetaceae.
AUUGUUGAUUCACCACCCACUCUCUCAACCGACGCUGUUGCUCCACUUCGCCCCUCCUACAGCUGGUCAACUGUCCCUAUCCCAUCUUAGUUUAUCCGCCGUCCGGCGCACAAAUUGUCCCACCAACCAAUUACCCACUCAUACCGAAAAGGAUCCCGUGCUGCGUUUCCCUCUCGCCCAUGGCGCGCUCAACGCAGCGGUAUGAGGCGCCGCAAACUUUUACCGAAUCUCCAGACCCUGCAAUCGAGCCUCAAGAGCCGACCGUAAAGUCGAGCAUGCCGGCUUCACCCACCCGAAGCGACGGGAGUAGCGAGAGUGAAGGCAGGCCCGUUAGGGAAAAGUUGAAGGAGACUAGAAUCGAUGCCCAGAAUUCCUCUGACCUGCCUUCGAGUUCUGAUUUGCCUAUGAGUGAUGCCCCCAAUGGAACCUACCACGCUUCAACACAGGCCGGAGAUCAAAGCACAUCUGGAUCUGAGAGCGAUAGGGGCCGCUUACGACGUAAGAGGAGCUUCGAGGACUUCACGGUCGACCAUGGAGCGGAAAAACAGCCUGAAAAACAUGAGCGCCAUGCCCGCAAGAAGUCUCGGGACGUUACGAGCCCUCCGGCCGAGACCCCCGAAGUUGUAGAGAGGUCAGCGAAUGAGCUGGUUGCCCCAAUCAAUGAAAAUGAGGGAGAUGAGACCAUGAUUUCUAUCGACAGGCCGGCAGUAGAUCAUGAUUCUACAUCGAACCGACCUGUCACUCCUGAAGGCAGGAAGCCUGAUAUGGAUGAAGCUGCGAUCGUCAGUCCCAAGAACAAACGCACCCGCGACGCAUUGGACCGAGACGUUGGCUCCGGCUUAGCCGCCGAUUCCUUGAAAGAGUCCGAGUCUUCCGUCAAGGCAGAAGAAGAGCGCAAUCCAAAGCGACAACGAGACAAGAGUGAACCGCAGCCACUGGCGGAGGUAAAGGAAGACACGCCCAAUAUCCCAGCAACUGGUAGUUGCUCGAAGGUGUCGGCACCAUCACCAUCACCAUUUGCCGCCUUGUCACCCACCAAGCCCGCUUCAAGCGGCUCCAGAAAGACGGUGGAUGACGCUCCACAAACUUCGGACGAGAAUUUCAAAAAGUCUGGGUUUGGCAACUUUGCCGGUGCUUCGUCAUCCCCUUUUGGCGCUCUCGGUGGUUCUGGAUCAAACUCACCUUUCGCCCCAGCGGGGGCAAAGCUCACGAGUUUUGCAUCACCUUCUAGUUCCUCCGGUGUGUCAGAAGGUGGGUUUGGCGCUCUAGCGAACAGUUCAAGUAAAUCGGUCUUCGGCGGGAGCCUAGCAACGCCUGCAACGGGGAAUAAGUCUGUAUUUGGUGGGACUCUUGGCAAUGGCACUGGGAUUGGCUUCAGCAGCCAGAGCGCCUUUGCUAAUCUCAGAGGCUCAAAGACGCUAGCAUCCUUCGCCACUCCUGGCGUCAAGGGCAUAACUGGGCUGAAGGCCAAACAUGAGAGAGUGUUUGGUGCAUCUCCCCAGGAUGAAGAGGAAGAUGAUGAAGAUGGUGAGAAUGACGAAGACUCGGCUUCGGACAAGGAAGCCUCAGAGCAAGACCCUCGUUUCCAUCAGCAAGAGGUGGAGACAGGCGAGGAAGGGGAGAACACGGCGUGGAGCGGACGAGCCAAGCUAUAUUCUAUGGUCGUCCAAGGAACGUCCAAACAAUGGCAAGAGCGUGGCGUCGGCCCCUUCAAACUGAAUGUCUCGAAAGACGCACCAAAGAAGGCUCGCUUCGUCCUUCGAGCAGAUGGCACGCACCGACUUCUUCUCAAUGCCGCAGUCACAAAAACUUUAAAAUUCGGAACUCCAGAAGGAUUGAAACCGGCCGAUGGAAAGGUUUACUUCAACAUUCCUACAGUUGAUGGCGGCAUUGAAAUGCACACGCUCAAAAUGAAAAACGAGAAGGCUGUGGAACUUUACGAUGCCGUCAAGCAUGUCCAACAACAUGAGUUGUAGUGCUGGACUUCCCUCCACUCCUUGCUUCCCUCGUGAUUGAUUUUCCAUGCUUGGCGUGCUUUCUGUUGGAUUCUUUAAGCUCCAGCCAACACAUUGCAUCACGAUACCUUGCAUAGAAUCUCUUUGGACUUAUAAAGGCUUCUCACCCUUGACCGAUAC